Messenger RNA from Penicillium verrucosum, 1929 nucleotides. RefSeq lists its product as uncharacterized. The record is from RefSeq and is a predicted model, not a curated record. The coding region runs from base 1 to 1929 and encodes 642 amino acids. Gene Ontology annotation, biological process: ergosteryl 3-beta-D-glucoside catabolic process; carbohydrate metabolic process. The transcript is spliced from 4 exons. NCBI's taxonomy places the organism in Eukaryota, Fungi, Ascomycota, Eurotiomycetes, Eurotiales, Aspergillaceae. Gene Ontology annotation, molecular function: steryl-beta-glucosidase activity.
AUGAGUAAACUUCAUCUGCACGUCGACGGACAAACAUUCCGAGACCCCCUGAAUCGAGAAAUCAUCUUGCGUGGAAUAAAUGUGGCAGGUGACGCUAAAUAUCCGAAAACCCCGGACCUCAGAUCGCACAACCUUCAGCAGUUCUUCGACGAAGACGUAUCAUUCGUGGGAAGGCCGUUCUCCCUCGAAGAUGCCGACAUACAUUUCCAACGUCUCCGAAAAUGGGGAUACAACACCAUUCGAUAUAUCUUCACUUGGGAGGCAAUUGAACACGCUGGUCCUAGGAUCUACGACGAGCAUUGGAUCGAAUUCACCAUUGGAAUUCUUCGUAUCGCCAAGCAAUAUAAUUUCUACAUUUUCAUGGAUCCACAUCAAGACGUAUGGUCCAGAUUAUCAGGAGGAUCGGGAGCACCUACAUGGACGCUCUAUGCUGCAGGACUAAAUCCGAAGAGUUUCAAAAAUACACAGGCAGCCCUCGUUCACAACACCUGGGACAAUCCCGCAGAGUUCCCAAAGAUGCUUUGGUGUACGAACUACACUAGGCUGGCCUGCCAGACGAUGUUUACUCUGUUUUGGGCAGGUCGGGAUUUCGCACCGAAAGCGAUCAUUGACGGUGUGAAUAUCCAGGAUUAUUUACAAAGCCAUUUCAUUGCAGCAUGUGAAUACCUGGCGCAGAGAAUCCAAAACGCCGGUGAUCUGGAAGGAGAUGUGGUUAUCGGAUGGGAAAGCAUAAACGAACCCCAUAAAGGCCUGAUCGGAACUCAAGAUAUUUCCUCAAUCCCGUCGGAGCAGCAUCUCCAGCUCGGGACAUCUCCAACUGCAUUUCAGGCUAUGCUCAUUGGCUCCGGACGGCCAUGUGAUAUAAAGGCUUGGUCUUUCGGGAGAUUUGGUCCAUACCAAUCCGGAACUGAGGUUAUAGAUCCUAAGGGCGAACAGGCGUGGCUGUCUGCAGAAUACGACGACAAUCGAUAUGGCUGGCACCGCGAUCCGGGCUGGAAACUCGGUGAAUGUCUCUGGGCGCAACAUGGAGUCUGGGAUUCAUCCAAAAGCAGACCGACCCUUCUACAAAAGGACUACUUUUCAAGAAAUCCACAGACUGGCGAGAUUCUUGACUACGAAGGGUUUACAAACACUUACUUUCUGAACCACUACCGAGCAUACAAGGAUGCUAUUCGCAGCGUGUGUGGAACUACUAUUAUGUUUUGCCAACCACCAGUCAUGGAGUUACCACCGACCCUCAAGGGGACCACGGAUGAUGAUCCGAACAUGGUUCACGCUGCUCACUUCUAUGAUGGUCUGACUCUUUUAACCAAGCAUUGGAAUCGGCUCUACAACUUGGAUAUCAUCGGGUUGCUUCGGGGCAAGUAUCUUGCGCCAGUUUUCGCAAUCAAAAUCGGCGAGAAAUCAAUUCGAAAGAGCCUACGUCGUCAACUCAAGUUUCUGCGCGAUGAAAGUCUACAACAUAUGGGUAAUCAUCCCCUACUCUUCAGCGAGAUCGGGAUUCCAUAUGACAUGGAUGAUAAACAUGCCUAUAAGACUGGAGACUACAGUAGCCAGGUCCGUGCAAUGGAUGCAAACCAUUUUGCAUUAGAAGGUAGCAAGGCCAACGGGUUUGCUUUGUGGGUUUAUGUGGCAGAGAACGAUCAUAAAUGGGGUGAUCAGUGGAAUGGGGAGGAUCUUUCCAUAUACUCACGGAAUGACUUGAAAUCGCCAAUCCCAACUUCAUCUCAUUCAACGAGGUCUGAUUCCACAGUGUGCUCUAAAGAUCAUCUCAUCAACGUUGAAGAGGAGAAACCUAGCUCGCUCAAGAGUUUCAAACCCCCUGUACCUCGGCGGAUUUCUCCAAGGCUACCAUGCAGCCGCAACGGAGCCAAAGGGCAGUGGAAGCAUGUCUUCGGCCUACUCCAAUCUACACGAAUGGGCGAUUAG